Darwinula stevensoni is the source of this 2958-nucleotide messenger RNA. The record is from the annotation of a GenBank genome assembly. NCBI's taxonomy places the organism in Eukaryota, Metazoa, Arthropoda, Ostracoda, Podocopida, Darwinulidae.
AUGGUCCUGCAACAAUGGAAGAAGAAUAUAGAUGGGACGGUAAACCCUGAUGAUGCCUCAACAUCCAGUGAAAGCAUCACAACCACUCCACUCGGGGUGACGACGUCUGUUGCACCCAUGGGCGAACAGGAUGACGGAAGAGCAAUUGGAAUACUGUCAUCCGAACUGAAGUGCCAGACGGAACACAAACGUCUCAGUGAAGUGACUUCUGUGGAAUCCUGCAGCUACGACGAUAGAAUAGAUAUCCGAGACGGGCUGAAUGUUUCCAUGGGCGGUGGCUAUACAAAGCCCUUCAAGGAGGCAGUCGAGGAAUACCUUCAUCAACAUUACCCUGAUGUUGGGAAAACUCAUUAUUCCCUUCCGUUCGGUUUUCUCCUGAAGGAAGAGGCCUUUCAGAGACUGCUGCAGAACUCAAACGGAGAGGAUAUUGAACUCCCAGCCGACCACACUGCUAUUGCAACUGUGUUCCAUCAAGCUAAGAACAUAUGUGCCCAAAUGGAGAAAUCAUUAUGUAUAUUGACCCCUGAGCAGAAGAAUCUUGUGGAUGAGGAUGAGAGAAUAUCGUGGCUUCUCCUAAUAUCAGGAGGAUCAGGAACGGGAAAGACAAUAGUCGUGAAAGAGAGAGCAAUUCGACUUGCAAAGGGAGACUCAGAGGCAGAAGUAAUAGUCGUUAACAUCGCUGGGGGUCGCCUCACGGAAGACUUCAAGCGCGACUUUCAAGGGAUAACAAAUGUCACGGUGCUGGAUGGAAGGGAAGAUAAUAUUCCAGAAAACCGUGAGGGAGUAUUUUCCUUCCUACGUAGGCAGGGAGAGAAUAAACAUGUACUUCUGGAUGAAGUGCCCUUGACUUUGGGAAUGCAAGGCCUCCAGGAUGAGAGACGUCUUUCAGAAUACUGGGCCCAGAUCUCCAGUAUCAAAGAGGUCGUGAAGAGCCUCACAUUUGCCUUUCGUCCAAAUGAUUCCGCGUAUGGGAAGGACAUUAAUAUCCAGGGAGUCAAGAUCGCAGGAGUUGAAAUUAAAGUUCUUAAAGUGGUGAAAAGAAACACUCGACUCGUGUCAAAUUUAUUCUUGGCCCUUGGGGACUAUUCACGAAGGAUUUUCAUAUGCCAAGAGCCUACUAUGCGCGAUUUGGAAUUUGCUGAAUCAGAGACAGAAUUGCUGCCUACCUUGUUUCCCAUCCCCUCAUGUGCCACCAUUCAUGAAUCAUGCAAUAAUAAAUUAGCAUGUGAGGCUGUUAGAUCCUGCCAGGCCUUACUAGCAAUCUCACAUUUAGAAAUCAUUAAAGACAAGAAGCAACUCUAUGUCGUGGUGGAUAGCAGGGAACGACGCAAUUUCCUGAUGAAUACCUUCAGAUAUAUAUUUGCCAAAAAUGUGAAGUUCAUCGAUUCACGUGGAAAGUUUCGUGGAACGUCGGAAGACUCGUAUGUAUUUAUUACGGAAGAUCAGAUUCAUGGGUAUCACCAGGAAGACGUCAUAGUCAUCCUUGAUCAAUUUGAAUGUAAUUGGAGAAAUUACCUGCGCAUGAUAUCCUCCUGCUACGAAAAUGUGAUCAUUACCAUGGAGGAAGAAGGCAUGGAGACAGGAAAAUAUUCUUCAUUGAAGUUUAGCAUGCCAAAUUCAAUAGGGAAGGUGGUAGUACCAAAAUCGACGAGAGAAAUUUUUGACAAGGGGCUGGAAGAAGCUCUGAAAACAGCAUGGACACAGGAGGAACAUGAGUUGACAUUUUUCCACGAGAAAGCCUAUCACCGAGUGAAUCAUUCCCUCAUCGUGAAGGAAAACAAGUUUCAAUCAAGCCAAGUUGAAAAAUUAUAUUACAAUGGCAUGAGAUCUAAGCCCUUCAUUGUCAUAUUUGGGCCUCCUUCUUCUGGGAAGAGUACCUUCUUGCUGGAAAGCAUUGGACAUCUGGUACAGGACCGCCAAGAAAAGGAGCGCUGUAUUUUGUUUCACAUGGGAAGCGUUCUCACUUGGCAAGUCUCUUUGGAUUAUCUUCAGCCGCAUGCGAACAACUUGGAUCUUGUUAAAUCAGCAACCCUAUUGCCCGAGGAUAUCAUUUAUCACAGUAGAGUGGAUGAAGUAAGGUGGAAGUGUCCGGAUGCAAUCAUUUAUAUUCAUGUCGAUGAUUACUCCAUCCAGGCGAAGACAACCCAGGAUGAGAUUAACUUGUGGAAAGACGUUCUAGAUGACUUGAAGAAUGAUGAAUUGAAGGUGAUGCUUAGGAUCGCCUUCCAAUCACAUUCACGUAGCGGGAGGGAGAUUUCCUUGAAGGAGCUGGAGUCUUUUUUCAAGAAAGAGGGUGUUGAAGUUGUCAAGCUUCCUAACUCAAGAUCUUCUUGCUCUACAAGCAACUGGCUGCUAGGUCAGAUUUGCAAGAAUGAAACACACACCCCUUUACGACUGGAAGCCAAAAGCCUCCCGACAGCUUCCCGUCCGGGGGCUUUGGUACAUGGUCUCAAGCCCAAGAUAUUCAUGAAGUACCACUGCCCGGGUCAACAUAUGGAAUAUACUUGCAAGGGACACGAAAACUGCAUGCCUUAUAUUACAGGGUUUUUCUGCUUUCGUUUCGCGCUCGCACCAGAGGUGAAUCAGGUCAUAUCAGAACGUGAACCUGUUCAUGUGCUGGUCUCCGAUGAAAAAUUAAUUCCCUUAUUGAAGGCGAUGAACGAACGUUAUGACGGACGUCUGGAGCUGGUUCACCCUAAGGAUUUUAGAGGAUGUGAAUCUAGUGCUGUUGUGACGUUAAACGUCGAAGAUUCCUGGCUUCUAGAGAGCAUAUCCAGAGCCCGAACAUCUCUCUUCAUUAUUGACUGCAUGCCAGAACAUCAAAUAGUUUGGCGCACAAUGGAAGAAGAGGGAUGGGUGAACGUGGAUGAAACGACCACAGUUGAUGACACUAACAUCGAUCUACGAAUGCUCGUCUCCCUCAAUAAAGUUGGGGAAUUCUUGCAGGUGAGGCUUUGA